AUGGGUUCCAAAUCUAAGCUUGCCAUCGAUAAGUUAUUUUCUGAUUUGCAGAUUAAUGAGUUGAUGCCAGAUUUUGAUGUUUAUCUUCCAAAUAGCCGGUUUAGAAAGUCUUCCCCUGGUGAUCCAAGUUUUCUACUAUACUUAUCUAAAGGAAUUCACACUGGCAGACACGCUGCUUCAUUGCAUGGCAGUGUGUGUUCGGGUUGGGGGGUUGUAAGAAUGGGCUCAGUGACACACAACCAGUACUUGGCUCUAGCCAAACUGAUCAUGAUUUUGAUGUGGGAGCAUGUUAUUGUUGACCAUAGCAAGAAUAUGAAGGCAUUAGCUUAG
Molecule: messenger RNA, 330 nt
Organism: Sphenostylis stenocarpa
Lineage: Eukaryota; Viridiplantae; Streptophyta; Magnoliopsida; Fabales; Fabaceae
Source: the annotation of a GenBank genome assembly